Pichia membranifaciens NRRL Y-2026 is the source of this 3381-nucleotide messenger RNA. RefSeq lists its product as hypothetical. The transcript has a single exon. Gene Ontology annotation, cellular component: nucleus. The record is from RefSeq and is a predicted model, not a curated record. Lineage: Eukaryota; Fungi; Ascomycota; Pichiomycetes; Pichiales; Pichiaceae. Bases 116 to 3010 code for a protein of 964 amino acids. Gene Ontology annotation, molecular function: zinc ion binding; DNA-binding transcription factor activity, RNA polymerase II-specific.
CCCGGUUGGAACCUCCGCUGCGACACGCUGCCCCAGACAAACCCGAUUUUUGCUACACCAUCUCCGGGGUACCCCACUAUCACCAGCUUUAAGGUCCAGGAACACCCGUAUAGGCAUGAGUGACAACCAGAGCUUGAGCGGUCAAGCAGUGCCAAAAGCCGCAGGGUUGGCUAGUGGUCCAGACGCCAAUGCCGGCAUACUGGAGAAGAACCCGACCGACAUCACCUCGAUAUUGAACCCGUCACGCUCCACGGCGCAUCUGACCACGCUGGGGGACAGUCUCAGUCCAGGCACAAAACCGGCAGACCUCCAGCCUCUUCAUGAGAGCAGCAACGAGGCAGAGGAUGCUGCUGACAACGACAACGACGACGGCGACGCUGCGGAGGACGACAAUGACAAUGACAAUGACAACGACCACGACAACGACCACGACAACGAUAACGACGAAGAGGAUGAAGAUGAGGACGAUAACGGCCGUCGAAAUGGCCAGGAAGAGAACGAUCUUAUGCAGACGGGCAAGAAGCAUCAUGCAAGGCUACCUCCCCGGAAACGGUCGAAAGUCUCGAGAGCGUGCGACGAGUGCAGAAGGAAGAAGGUGCGGUGCAAUGCGGUGUUCGACAUGAAUUCCAACUCUAUAGUCAAAAUAUGCACCAAUUGCGAGAAAAACAACGACUCGUGCAUGUUCACAAGAGUGCCGCUUAAACGGGGUCCGAACAAGGGCUACACGAAGAAGUCUUCAUCUUCGUCGUCAAUAAAUUCGUCUCAUACCAAGCCAAAAAACUCCAAGAGGCUGUCGCUGGAUUCGCCAGAAAUGCCACCGAGCCCGACCUUUUUUAAUCCGUCCGGUCAUCCAGACACAGAGAUGCUUAGAAUUGAUUCUAACGCCUCUAUCAGGAGCAACAGCAACAGAAACAGCACUCUGUCGCAAUUUGUGCCUCCCCCUCCACCGCACCCCGCCAGCUCUGUCCAGCCACCGUAUAACAACCAGCAGGUCAUUUUACCACCCUUGAACUCCAUACCAUUUUCCGACAAACUGUCCGAUCCUAAUAAUCAACAAGCUAUUUUCUGGAAAGUCCCCACCGAGAUGCCAAGUCUACCUCCGAAUUUGGGCUCGCAUGCCAGAAAAGGAUCAGUGGACUCCACCCAUUCUUCGUUGAGCUCAGCAUCUUCAAUAUCAUCUGUUACGAGAAAUUCCUUGUUGUUCAGCACAGGCCUCAACAGAGAAGCCAAGUCUCUAGUCAACGCUGGUGUUGAGAAUUCGGAUUCUGAGGACGAGUUUUUAGCCACUACUUCAGGCCGUUUAUCAAGAUCAACAUUUCAGGUCCCAUUCACCUUACAGAGCAGAUCUCCAAGAGUGUCCUUCACAAGCGAUAAAGAACAACGCUCUAGCGCUUCAUCCAUCAUGGCACCCAACUCGAUCUCUUCUCCUACUGCUCGUGUGGCGAGCCCAAGAUUCGAAUCUAUUCAACCUAGGUCCAGCAGCCAAAAUAAUCCAAAUUUCAGAUCAACGGAAUACAAAGAUUCACUUUAUUCACUAUUAGAUAACUACUAUGCCAACCUGUAUCCGCAAUACCCAUUGCUCCCUAACCCAGAGAUCAUGAAGAUGUCAAUAGGGUCCAUAAUUGACAACUCUGAUUUUUUCACCAUUAUUGAGUUAUUUUCUGCAUCGCUUCACUUCAUCAAUGUUAUCACAAGCUCCACAAAUUCAACCCCAGUACAGACAUAUUCAUCUAGUCCAAGCGAACCGCCUUCUUCAAUGGCGGUCAGAUUUAGAGAGAUCACAAGAGCGUUCGAGGUUAUUGCAUCUAUGUACUUAUCCAAGUCGCUAAUAUAUCAGUCUGUGCCGGGGAAGAUCCUGUUUACCUCCACAUUAUUGUUGCUUAAUUAUGCAGUUGUCCUGUCUGGUUACGAUUAUUCACUGGGAUUUGGGAUUGCUUUUUCAUACUUCAAUGAUUGGCUGAUUUUCAAAGAAGGAUAUGAUAGUCCAUGUUUUGCCAAUUUAAUCCAACUAGUGGUUUUGGAUGCUUUGCAUACUCUAUACUAUGGGUUGCCAAGGAGCUCCACCGUUUGCUUUGCUAUUAAUACAGAUUUUAUUAAAAUUCUUUUACAAGAAAUUAGCUUCACUCCUGGAGUUGAUUUGGAGUGGCUCUCUGUCGGAUUACAUCUCGUUGUCUUGAGUAACAACCUCCAAGAGCUAGAUUCUCUGAACAAAUUAGAGACAAUUGUUAUUACUGGAACAGAAUACAAGUUUAUGUCAAUCAUUAAACUUUAUUACGAACUAUACGUAUACUGUAGUCAUUUGAAUGCGGAAUUGCAACGCAUUAUAUCCGCCCAUAACGAGCAAAGUGACUCAGACGUUUCUUUGACGGAUGAUUUCAAAAGAUUCAUAUACAAUGUGGAGUUGAAUUUAUCUAAGUUAUGCAAGAAACUAACGAAUUUGAUUGAUGAGCAGCUGGAUGAUAUUGAAAUGACAAAACCUAAUCCUAUGGUUGUGGUGGUGCUUGUCAGAUGUACCCAUAUUUCAAUCAACACUCAAAUAUUUGUCAGAUCGAUAAUUCAUUUGAACGAAGUGCUAGAUUUCAGUCACAGCAAAUCGAACUUCAACUUUUCCUCCAAUGCUCAGGCGAGGAGACAUGAAAACAGAAGUGGUAGUGACAGUUCAAUCAAUUCAUUUGGGAGCCUCAGUGGCAGUGGCGGAAACAAUUCGAUUACUGACUUUUCCAGCGUGAUCGGCGAUUGCAACCGGAGAUUUGCUAAGCUCAAUGAAAACGUUGCAAGCAAUCUCAACCGGUCCCAAAACAUUAAGCAGACGCAUCAGCAUGCACGCGAUAUAGUAAACAUGCUUAUCAACUCAAAGAAGCCCGAGAUCGUUGUUCCUCGGACCACCCUGCACAGCAGCAAAGGAGGGGUGGAUUACUCUGUUGUAAUCCAGAACUGGGUUCGGUUGGUAAACAUUUUCUUUUCGGGAGAGAUUACCAAAGAGGGUAUCAACGGAUGGAGUAAUGUUUAGGGAGAAAUGUCUUUUUUUUUGGUCAUGUCAUGUAUUGUAUAAUAUAUUCAUCAUGAAGCAAAUGAUUUUUCGGGAUGUUAUAGAUAUCGUCGCACGACACUGGCACCGGUUAGAUUUAUGGAAUUGGUAAAUUAAAGUUCACUAUACACUAUAUGCUAUACAGAUGCUAUACAAAUGUAAAAUUGGGAGGAGUUCACGACACAUACUGAACGGAGAAAGAAAGAGGGAAUACUGUUGAAAUUAAAAAACAUGCAUGGAAAUAAAUCAGUCAUAAUAUGGCUAAUGAUAAGUCCAGUAAGCUCCGGCACCCUGCUUAUAACAGACGGGUGCUGUUGGCUUUGCCAGUGAAGUUGGUGCCCUUUUCCGGGUUC